AUGGCAGCGAGACCACCACGGUUUGUAUUCUUCGUAGUGUUCUGCAUCACCAUCGGUGGGCUGCUCUUUGGCUACGACACGGGCGUGAUCUCCGGAGCCCUCGUGGUGCUCAAAGACGAGUGGAACCUGAGCAGUACGCAGCAAGAGUUUAUUGUCGGCGGCACAACACUCGGCGCCAUUGUCGGCGGCCUUUCUCCGGGUUCUUCGCCGACCGCUGGGCGGAUUUACGGCAAGAACGUCUCCGAGAGUAUAGUCGAUGAUGAGCUCGAGAGUAUGCGGCAGUCGAUGCGCACAGAGAACGCCACCCGCUAUAUCGACCUCCUGCGCGCAACCAACCUGAAACCACUGAUAGUCGCAUGUGUUCUGCAGUUGAUGCAGCAGUUUAGCGGGUUCAAUACGGCAAUGUACUACUCGGCGACGAUCCUGAAAAUGGCCGGGUUCGGGAGCACCAAAAGUGCGACGCAGUUCUCUAUUGCGAUUGCUGCCACCAAUAUGAUCAUGACCAUUGUGGCGAUCACCAUUAUUGAUCGCUUUGGUAGGCGCAAGCUGCUGCUCAUAUCUUUUGUCGGUAUGAUUAUUGGCUUGAUACUCCUGGGUAUUGCGUUUAUUUUUAUCGUCGGGCUGGUCAAGAUUACGAAGGAUUCAUGUAUAGAGUAUGUUAAGUGCGGCGCCUGCACACUGGACGACAAGUGCGGGUGGUCGCCGGGAUCCCUCAUGUGUACAACUAAGGGCGAUAGUGCGUUUGGGGAUUUGACGGACAUGUGCGAGUCCAUUACGUCUCGGGAUAAGGCCGGCACAUGGCUGGCGCUUGCCUCUCUGAUUUUCUACGUCGCCCUCUACGCCGUCGGUCUCGGCAACGUCCCAUGGCUCGUGCAGUCCGAGAUUUUUGCUCAGGGAAUCCGCAGUAAAGCGGGUAGUUUGGCGACGGCGACUAAUUGGGUGAGUAACUUUAUUAUUUCCGUCACUUUUCUCACUAUGACUUUGCACAUUACGGCGUCGGGCACCUUUUGGCUCUAUGCCGGUAUUCUGCUUAUUGGCCUGGUGUUUGUCUUCUUGGUCGUGCCAGAGACUAAGGGGCUUAAGCUGGAGGAUGUGCAGAAGUUGUUUGCUGGUAAUCAGCGCCCGUAUCGCAGACAGGGGGGCUGA
This is a messenger RNA of Kickxella alabastrina, 1146 nucleotides long. RefSeq lists its product as uncharacterized. The record is from RefSeq and is a predicted model, not a curated record. Bases 1 to 1146 code for a protein of 381 amino acids. Lineage: Eukaryota; Fungi; Kickxellomycota; Kickxellomycetes; Kickxellales; Kickxellaceae. Gene Ontology annotation, cellular component: membrane. The transcript has 2 exons. Gene Ontology annotation, molecular function: myo-inositol:proton symporter activity. Gene Ontology annotation, biological process: transmembrane transport.